This is a messenger RNA of Sesamum indicum (sesame), 3249 nucleotides long. RefSeq names its product WNK family serine/threonine-protein kinase 5 (gene WNK5). NCBI's taxonomy places the organism in Eukaryota, Viridiplantae, Streptophyta, Magnoliopsida, Lamiales, Pedaliaceae. Gene Ontology annotation, molecular function: ATP binding; protein kinase activity. Gene Ontology annotation, biological process: protein phosphorylation. The record is from RefSeq and is a predicted model, not a curated record.
UAACCGAAAAGCCAGUUUUUAUGUGGCCAAAUUGUAUCUCGAAAUACUGCAUAUAAGAGAUCCCGUCAGCCCUCCGCCUGCCUUUUUCCUUCAAUUCCAACAAGCAGCACUCUCCAUCCCUAGCUCUCUAAAUCUUUUCGUUUUUCUCAACAAGGAACGUCUUAAUUGGUUUUAUUUCAGUACGUUCUUGAAAAUCAUCAGGGAUCGAAUCUGUUGUUGGAUCCAUUGUGUUAAUUACCACCAAUGGUGCUGCCAAAACGUGGCCACAGAUUUUUCAAAUUCAGAAUUAGUCCACUACUUUCUUUCAAGAAUGCCCCACUUCUUGAUGAUGAUUCCAGCUUCUGAAAACCUUUCUUCAUAACGCAUCGUCUCCACUGAUUCUCUAUUCAAGUCUCAACAAAACGACAUAAAGAUAAUUAUUCGCCUUCAUCAUCUCCACAUCCAACAGUACUGUAAUUACCUUAGAGAAAGAAAAUAUCUAUUUUAGGGUAUCAUCCUAUAUAUCCCUCCCUGUAUUUUCUCCUUGCAACCAAAUGAUUUGUCAGGAGUACGAGUUUUCGCGUGAAGUUGUGGGAAUGGCUUGGAUUAUGCUCAGGAUUGAUUACUCGAGGCUCUUCUGGCUCUUGUUUGGUGUCUUUUCAUAUGAGAAUCACGAAGGAAAACCUCGGAUCUCCUAGCAUCUCUUUCUUUGUCUAAUUCUCAUCAUCAUCGCCGAAAAUAUAUAUAUUUCAGAUUUUAAUUACUAUAACAAAGUUUGAGUACAUAUAUCUAUCUAUAUAGUAGUAAUAAAUAGAUAUCAAGACACCGGCCAUCUGAAAAGUUUUGAAGGGGCGAUUUAUUUAGAUAUAUUGCAUAAUCAUGUAUGCAAGUCGGAUCAGGGAAGCCGUUGAUGGAGGAAAUAUGCAGUUGUAUGUUGAAAUGGAUCCAUCUGAACGAUAUGGUCGAUUCAAAGAUGUUCUUGGCAAAGGGGCAAUGAAGACCGUGUAUAGGGCAUUUGAUGAGUUGCUUGGAGUGGAAGUAGCUUGGAAUCAGGUGAAACUCAAUGAUGUCUUUGGUUCACCUCAAGAGCUGCAGAGGCUUUACUCUGAAGUCCACCUCCUCAAGAGUCUUAAUCACGACUCGAUAAUGAGAUCCCGUGCUUCCUGGAUUGACGUUGAACGAAGAACUUUCAACUUCAUCACUGAAAUGUUUACAUCCGGCACCCUAAGAGAGUACAGGAAGAAGUACAAGCGGGUGAAUAUCCGAGCAAUUAAGGAUUGGGCUCGCCAAAUUCUCGAGGGGCUUGAUUAUUUGCACCGUCAUGAUCCUCCAGUAAUUCAUCGGGAUCUAAAGUGUGAUAACAUCUUUGUCAAUGGCCAUCUGGGGCAGGUUAAGCUCGGUGAUCUGGGGUUAGCGGCCAUUCUCCGUGGCACGAGCCAUGCGCACAGUGUCAUAGGCACUCCUGAGUUUAUGGCACCAGAAUUAUACGAAGAGGAAUACGAUGAGCUUGUAGAUAUUUACUCCUUCGGCAUGUGUGUUCUAGAGAUGCUCACUUCCGAAUAUCCAUACAGUGAAUGCUCGAACCCUGCUCAAAUUUACAAGAAAGUGACUUCAGGAAAGUUGCCAGAGGCAUUUUACCGGAUUGAAGACGUAGAAGCUCGGAGGUUUGUGGGAAGGUGCUUGGAGAAGGCUGCAAAUAGGCCAUCUGCCCGUGAACUUUUGAUGGAUCCCUUUCUUUCAGUUGAAGAGGUUGAAGAAUUGCUUGCGAAUGUCGCUAAGAUCCCAUCUCAGAAGGCUGCGCUGAGUGGAAAAUCUGAGGAAUUGCUACCGCUGUCGGUUGUUCAGGCAAGGAGCACCGACAUGUCUAUCACGGGGACUUUGAAUCAGGAGGAUGACACCAUAUUCCUCAAAGUACAUAUUUCUGAUAAAGAUGGUUCUGCUAGAAACAUCUACUUCCCGUUCGACAUUAUGAGCGACACUUCAUUGGACGUAGCAACAGAGAUGGUUAAGGAAUUAGAAAUAACAGAUUGGGAUCCACUUGAGAUUGCUGAUAUGAUCGGUGAAGAAAUUUCCACUUUGGUUCCGUCCUGGAAGGAUUCCUGCUCUUCCCUAAUCAACCAGCAGCAUAGUUUCAACUAUGCCGACGAGGAAGAUGAUAAUGACGAUAACGGCCCCCACCACCCUUUCUAUUCUACCUCCUCCUUUUCUUCCUCCCAUGCUUCCCUGCCAGGUCUUUUCUCUCUUUCCGAUGCUGAAUUUUACCAGGCAAAAGCACUACAUGAUUGGCAUCAAGAGGACACAACUUCCAUUGAUGAUGCCAGUUCGAUAAGCUCAUCUUGCUCUGAUAAGUACUCCAAUCUAAAGUACUAUUCAGCAAAUGAGGAUAGUUUUCUUCCAAUCUCUGACAAAGAAGAAAUACAUUGCAUUGCAAAGACUCCAAAAUGCACAAGGUUUGGUCCUGAGGGAAGCACAACCAGAAACUGCAACUUUAACGUGGUGGGAUGUAGCUCAAAACGCCAGCAGAAAAUGGUAAGGACUAGAUCAAUGGUGGACAUACGCAGCCAAUUGUUGCAUCGGACACUUGUGGAGGAGAUAAACAAGCGGCGGUUGUUCAAGACUGUUGGGGCGGUUGAGCACGUUGGAUACCAUGAGGUAGGUGAUUUUUCUGAGGGUGAAAAGACAAGUGGUAUUUCUAAAGGAAAAUCCGUCAAAGAAUGUGGGAUAAGAGGGUUUAGAUGGUGAUGUUUUAGUAAAGAAUCAGAUGAUUCUCGGUGUGAACUUUACAUCCAGUCAUGUUUGGUGUGUGAUUCAAAGUGUGAAGCAGCUGUAAUAAAACGCAAUAAAGAUUACUCUAAACACUACAUUACUAUUCAUGUGUUUGCAUUCCACAUGCACAUAUAAAUUUAAUUGUCAGGAGGCAAUUAAUGUUAAAGGAGAAUCGAUUGGUCACUGCGGCUCAAUUUCUUAAACUGGUACUGAGCCAGGAGGAGAAAAAACAUCUUUGUACAUUCCAAUACUUAGAAAUUCUGUACAUGUGGACUUGUUUUGUCGAACAAAGAAGCUGCUCGAGUAGUCAGUAACGGAGUAGAAUCAGAAUGAAGAAGUAUCUGCAUUCUGCAGUUUUGUGGCCCACAAGAAGUAUCUGCAUUCGGCUCGGAUCUUGUACUUAAAUCUUAGUGUGGCAUUUGUAUCUUCAUGCUUACCUUCAUAGGAUGUAUAGGUAAGUGGUUUUGGUUGAAACCAUACCAUGUGUGGCAUCAAAAUUUGACA